CUGAGUGUUCUGCAGUGUUCAGAUGUGAGUCCUUGACAAUAGAGCCUGUGUUUGUUCUUCUCCAGGAAGUUUGAGAAGGGCAGAAAAGGGGAGAGAAGAAGAAGAAAAGGGGAGGUCGUCGAGCGGAGGGAGAUUACGCAUUGUGAGAACCACGCGCAUUCGCUUCUUGCCAUUGUGGUGACUGAAUUGCUUUCCAGUACCAGGGUAUUUAGCCAAGCAGAUUGUGUUUCUUUACACCCCGAGAUGAGAUCUCUUGACGACGGUUGGUGACAAGUGGCUUGAGGGACAGCAGCAUCACACAAACAGAGACAUGAGCGUGCAUACAAACCACAUCGUAAGAAGAUGGGAUACAGCACUGCCGGGAUCAUGAAUUGCUCUGUUGUUGAAUGAAGAAAUGGUAGCACUGGACCAGUGAUACCUCGAUCCUCUGUCCGCUAACCAUGGGAAGUGUAGAGGAAAUGCACCAAUGGACAGUAAAAAUAAGCAUGUCGAGUGUGUUGGCCAUGGUGACGGUCUUUUCCAUGAUUCCUGGCGGGGUGUUGAGCGAUAUGAGAGGUACUCAGGGUCUGGAAGCCCAACAAUUGGCCCAGGGGUCCGCUCAUCUGCACCGUCGCCUGAAGAGAGGCUGGAUCUGGAAACAGCUGUUUGUCCCCGAGGAAGAUCCCACUCCUCGCGUUAUUGGCCAGCUCAAAUCUGAUUCUGACCGAGGCGAGUUUUCUAUCAAGUACGUAUUAUCAGGAGAAGGCGCCGGAGAUGUUUUUGAGAUAGAUGAGUAUUCCGGUGACAUCCGCACGCUGAAGAAGCUCGACCGUGAGGAAAAGGCCUUCUACGUCCUUCAAGCCCAGGCUAUCAACAGGUGGACCAAUGAACCAGAGGAACCCCAGUCAGAGUUCAUCAUCAAGGUGCAGGACAUCAAUGACAACGUCCCCCAGUUCCAGAACGAACCUUACGUGUCCAGCAUCCCUGAGAUGUGUCCAACUGGCACCACAGUGGCCCAGGUGACAGCCACAGAUGCUGAUGAUCCGAUGUUCGGGAACAACGCCAAGCUCAUCUACUCCAUCCUGCAGGGGGAGCCCUACUUCUCUGUGGAGCCAAAGACGGGGAUCAUUGUAACAUCUUGGCCAAACAUGGACCGUGAAGCCAGGGAGCAGUACCUGGUGGUGGUGCAGGUCAAGGAUAUGCUGGGCCUUAGUGGCGGUUACUCAUCCUCCACCACAGUCACCGUGAGCCUGACUGAUGUCAACGACAACGGACCCACAUUCCAGCACCACCUGUACGCCUUUGCCAUCCCUGAAAAUGCAGCCGUGGGCACAACAGUGGGCAGGAUUAUGGCAGAGGACGGAGACAUUGGCAUCAACGCCAAAAUGACCUACAGUCUGGAGGAUGACCUGGAGGAAAGCUCCACUUUUAUCAUCGAAACAGAUCCGGUGACACAGGAGGGAGUGAUUCUGCUAGCCAAGCCUUUGGACUUUGAAACAAAAAGACGUUUUGUCAUGGCCGCAGAGGCAGUCAAUGACCACGUGGACACUCGCUUUCUGACUUUGGAGGAAUUCAGGGACAGGACAACGCUCAAGAUUGUUGUGGAGGAUGUGGACGAGCCGCCUGUCUUCCUCGAGCCGACGUACGAGUGGAAGGUCCCCGAGAAUGCAGCUGUGGGAACGGUGGUUGGCAGCGUAAGCGCCAGAGACACUGACACAGUCAACAAUCCCAUCAGAUAUUCGAUAGACAAAAGGAGUGACACCACAAAAGCUUUCAAAAUAGACCCAAACAAUGGAACUAUAACCGUCUCUAAAGCUUUGGAUCGAGAGACUUCAGACUGGCACAAUGUGACAGUUGAAGCCAGGGAAACAACGCAGAACCAUUUAUCCUCCUCCGUGGUGGUGUUCAUCAAAGUGCUGGACAUAAACGACAAUGUGCCAAGGCUUGCAAGAGAUUACCAGCCAUAUAUCUGCGAGGGAACACAGGCGGGAGAACUCAUCCAGCUCCUCAGUGCUGUUGAUCCAGACGAGCCAGUGGAGGGUCACCACUUCUACUUCUCCAUGGUCCCCGAGAAGCACAUCAAUCCAAACUUCACUAUCAGAGAUAAUCAAGACAACACAGCCGGCAUCGUUGCACGCAGGAGUACUUUCACCCGCAAGGAUCGGACCCAGUAUCUCCUGCCCGUUGUUGUGACAGAUAGCGGCUCUCCGGCUCUCUCCAGCACCAGCACUUUGACCAUCAAUGUGUGCAGCUGCCAGCCUGCUGACGAUUGUCCCACAGGAGGGGUGAAGGUCCUCACCCUGUCUAUGGGGGUCAGCCUGCAAACACUGUUAGGGCUUCUGGUCUGCCUUGUUACACUAACAGUGCUGUCAAUUCUAAUGCUGAUAGUGAGGAGACACAGGCGCAAGCAGCAGGAGGGACCGGAGGUGGAGGUGAAGGAGUUGGAGCUGCCUGAGACGGUGUCGCAGAAGGUGCUGUAUUACGGAGAACCGGGGGGUUUAGGAGCCGACCUGGACUUCUGCCAGCCCGUCGUCCCGCUGCGCCACCACCCCAGGAGGAGGGAGAGGAGGCUGCGGAGGGAGGAUGUCAGGGCCAGCAUACGAAUGUCCCUCCGAGAGUCUCACCUCAUUGGACCGGAGGACGAGGUCUUCAGGCAGUUUAUUCUGGACAGGCUGGCAGAAGCUGAUGAGGAUCCUUAUGUUCCCCCGUUUGACUGCCUCAGAACCUAUGCAUAUGAAGGGUCAGGGUCACCCACAGGGUCUCUGAGCUCUCUGGAGUCGUUUACUUUGGAGCCUGGACCUGAGCAAAUUCCGGUUUGUAAUCCCAAACCCUACGUGGUUAGACUUACCCCUUGGUAUGGGAUGGGAGAUGAAGACACCGUCUUCUGAGGGGCUCUUCUUUGUCUUCAUAGAUGGCUGUUCUUCUAAUCUUUGCAUGAUGGAUCCGUGCAGCCAAUGAAAACUCAUCAAUAACAUGAAGAUGGAAACCAAAAAAAAACUGGGUCAAGAGUUACGCUUCAAAAAGGGUCAACAUUUCGAAACAUAUGCUUAUUUACUUUCGCGUCUGUAGGGUAAAACCUGUUAACUGAGCUAGGCUAUGUGUACAGUCUGGAAACAAUAUGAAAACGUUAGACAUAACAUCCUAAACAUAGGAAAAAAUUGCAAAACUAUUCCUUGAAUAUCUGGACCUCAGUGCCUUCAAAUCAAAGGAAAGAGCUUUCUCCGUAUACUCACUCUCAUGCAACAAUCAUGUCACGUUGUGGAAGGGACAGAUAUUAUAUAUAUUUUUGUAUAAGGCUUUUCCUGACAAGCAACUUUUUGUGGUUUGCGCAAAUAAUGGCUGUUAAGGCUAUUAAGAAAAUAAGCAAAUUAUCUUUUUGACCAUGACCAAUAACAUUCAAGCUGCAUUAAUUUAUUUUUUUGGCCCUUUGGGGGUCAGUGGAACAAGCUGAAAACACAAUGUUACCAUGCUGUGGAGUUGUUAUGGCAAACGUUCGCAACAACUGCAACUUUUUACACAUUUAGCGGACCCGACAUAAGCAUUAGUUUGUGGUCAUGGUGCAAUAUUCGCUCGCCUUCAAGCUCCAUUUUGUUCUCCACCAACUCCUAAGAAAGAUCAUCCGGUUCCUUAGCUGGUAGCUGUGCCACUACGUUUAGCUAUAGGUGCUUUUGUGCACAAUGUGAAUCUUUCUCUGAAAGCGUCUGCCUGCUGCAGCUGGAAAACAGAUUGCUGAAAGACUUUGCUGGCUGGAAAACCAAAACAAUGAGUUAAAAGAGACUAAAGCGCUCUUCAAGCUGAGGAGAAAUUGAAAGUUUGUGACAGCUUUCUGUUGGUUCAUCGCUACAAACGACCCCCUAACCUUAAUCCUUAAUUACCAUGAGAUGCAUAACAUGCAGCUGUAACCAAGUUCUUUUAGUUUUAAUCAGACUUAAACUAAACUAAAGAAAGGUGUGGUGAGUACUCAAGCACACAUAGCUAGGCCAAAAACUUUGUUACCUGGAUGAACUCUUGCGUUCUCUUAUUCACAACAGGCCGCUGUGUUUACUGCGGACUGUUUUCUUGCUCCACCCACACUGAGAAUUAGUCACUAGUGAAUGCCGGUGGUUAGUGUAUGACCAGUUGUUGACUCGCAAGCUGGUAAAGUUUCUUUGGCGGAUGUUUGCAACUCACAAUCUGAAGUACGAAAAAGCACCUAUGGAGAAUAAGUAUAUGUUGACAUAACUGUCAUUGACUUCAUGAACAGGUCUGAAAAUUCAUGCUUUUAUUUUUACAGUUAUUACAGUGUGACAAUAUUACAUUUAUUGUAUAAUACCUGCAGUAUUACUGAUACUAUUUGUAAUGUUAUUCAGUUGUUAUUAUGUUACUGUUUCAUAUUUGUCAUUAUGGCUCAUAACAGUGUCUUCUGUAUUUGUAUUUUACAUUAUGAAAUUAUAUAAAUUAAUGUAUACCCCCUUGUUUAUGUGUACGGCGACAUAUUUUUCUAAACAGAUUUAAAUUUCCCCGACGAGCCCAUAUACAGAAGAGUAUCUAUUAAAUAUCAACAGUUUGACAUGCAGUAUGCCGUGUGAUAAGUCUUUUCUGCUUUUCGUCGAAGUCGCCCAGAGACCAUAUCACACUACACAUGUCGGCCAAUCAGCAGAGAGCAGAGAGAGCACAUGGCAGCGAAAACUCUCAGCAAAGUAAGGUUAAAAGAGGAAGGGGGGAAAAAAAAAUAAGUUAGCCGAGGCUUGAUUUGAAAUGUAUGAGGGAAGUGAAACUCUUGAGAAACAUGAAAAAAGGGCAUAAUAUACAGCGCUCGUCUUUCUUCUCUCUUCACGGUCAUUUACAGGAUUAUCGGCAAACGCUAGAUGCUCACUGGUAGUUGUGUGGGUGGCUGCUCGAGGGGUAACUUGAGGUAAUUGUAUAGGGAUGAGGUCCAGCCCCCUGCACCUUCUCAUCCACUAAUUGGACCAUUUGCUGUCUGUGAAGGUCAACACUUGGACCAGAGAGGAUAUAGUUCUCACUGAAGAAGAAGAAGAAGGAGAAGAAGAAAAAGGAGAAAUUCAUACACAAACCUAUUUGGAAAGUAGCUGGAAUGCCUUGAGGUAAGAGACAAUAUGAGAGGAACAACUAAUUGCUUGAAUCUAUUCAGCUUUUUCUUUCCUCGCCGUGGUUACUUGUGCGAGGAGGUGCACCACUCAGCAGGACAAUUUCCAGACAUCACUGCAGCUCAAAGUGAGCUUCAAAUAGCUUUCACUGUUGGAAACAAUCUGUCCGGCCAGUGCUUUUUAGACUAAAUCAUUGUCUCGCAAUGACGUCUAAAGACAGAGGUGUUCACAAAAAUGGUCCUUUUUCAAGCCAAUCUUUGCGGUCCAACAUGUACGGUAUUGGAUUUGCCCAUAAAGACUCUAAGGUUCUAAUUCCUUUUUUUUUUUCAAAAGAACCUUAAUGUCAAAAGUCAUUCAGCUCUUGGUGUCAUUUAACCUUCUGAAUUUCUGUCAUUACCCAUGGUGAAUAUCACGGGUAAUUUAACCUAACAGCCCUUUUCUUUGUGUAAUUAUACCCAUUACAGCAACGUGAAGGAUUUCACUCCGUCAACUGUCUCUGUCCUCUGCUCUGCUCGCGCAGGUUAUAGAUUCAGCUCUUCUUUUCAAACAUGGUGCCAAACUCAUCACAAAGCGCCACAAUGCUCACUAGAGGGUCUAACCCUCUCAUUUUCCCAGACGGCAAGCUGAUUGAAAAGAUGCCUGAAAGGAUUUUUAAGAGCCAUUUUUGAAAGAGAGAGAGAGAGGAAAAAAAAAAUCAUUAACAACAUGUAUGCCUUAAGGUUUGGCUGAAGAGAAAUCAAAUCAUGUUCAUUGUAAUGUGAACAUAAAUAUAGAGUAUGGAGGACUUGGACGUGAUUCUGAGAACUACAAUAGUGUAUUAGUGUAUGUA
This is a messenger RNA of Larimichthys crocea (large yellow croaker), 5895 nucleotides long. RefSeq names its product cadherin 19, type 2 (gene cdh19). The record is from RefSeq and is a predicted model, not a curated record. Gene Ontology annotation, molecular function: calcium ion binding; beta-catenin binding; cadherin binding. Lineage: Eukaryota; Metazoa; Chordata; Actinopteri; Sciaenidae. The transcript has 12 exons. Bases 441 to 2867 code for a protein of 808 amino acids. Gene Ontology annotation, biological process: cell-cell adhesion mediated by cadherin; cell morphogenesis; calcium-dependent cell-cell adhesion. Gene Ontology annotation, cellular component: catenin complex; plasma membrane; adherens junction.